AUGAAAAAGAAGGAGAUGGAAGAGAAUGCUGAAGAAGAAGGAAAAAUGAAUGUUACUGGAGGAGGAUUGAGUUUGACAUUCAGGUGCUGGGCUACUAAAAAGAUAGCAGGAUCCACAAAGAAUGGGCGAGACUUGAAACCAAAGAAUCUUGGGGUGAAAAAGUUUGGUGGAGAGAGAGUGAUUCCUGGGAAUAUCAUUGUUCGCCAAAGAGGAACCCGUUUAUAUCCAGGAAACUAUGUCGGAAUGGGGAAGGAUCACACCCUCUAUGCUAUGAAGGAAGGUUGUGUCAAGUUUGAACAGCAUAAGUUGAGUGGAUGA
Camellia sinensis is the source of this 318-nucleotide messenger RNA. The record is from RefSeq and is a predicted model, not a curated record. Lineage: Eukaryota; Viridiplantae; Streptophyta; Magnoliopsida; Ericales; Theaceae.